CACCCACACCCACGUACCCACCGCCCACCCGCACCCGCAUCCGCAUCCCCAGGCGCAUCCCUCCCUGCCCGCCAUGCAGCAGCACCACCUGCAGCAGCAGCAGCAGCAACAGCAGCAGCAGCAGCAACAACAGCAGCAGCAACAGCAGCAGCAGGAGCAGCAACAUCUGCAGGAGCAGCAGCAUCUGCAGCAACUGCACCACCAUGCGCACCACCACCUGCCUCAGCCUCUGCACACCACCAGCCAUCACCACAGUGCGCAUCCCCACCUGCAGCAGCAGCAGCAACAGCAGCAGCAACAACAGCAACAGCAGCAACAUGCAGUGGUUGCCUCAUCGCCAUCAUCGGUGCUCCAGCAGCAGCAACAGCAGUCGACUCCCACCACACAUUCCACGCCCACGCAUGCGGUCAUGUACGAGGAUCCUCCGCCUGUGCCAAUUGUCGCCGUGCAGCAGCAACACCUCCCCGCUCCGCAGCAGCAGCAGCAGCAACAACAACAGCAGCAACACCAACAGCAGCAGCAGCAGCAGCAACAGCUGGCGACAACACCGGUGGCCGGCGCCCUCAGUCCCGCCCAAACUCCCACUGGACCCUCCGCCCAACAGCAGCAGCAGCAUCUCACAUCGCCCCACCACCAGCAACUGCCGCAGCAGCAACAGACCCCGAAUAGUGUUGCCAGUGGCGCCUCCUCGAGUCUCCAGCAGCAGCAGCAGCAGAAUGCCGCAGUUGCCUCUGGCCAGACUCAGAUCGUUGCGCCGACCACGGCGAGUGUUUCUCCCUCCAGUGUUAGUUCUCAGAAGGAAGACAUCAAUAUGUCCAUCCAAUUAGCGCCACUGCACAUACCCGCCAUCCGGCCCGGUCCGGGAUUCGAGACGGACGCCUCGGCGGCGGUGAAGCGGCACACGGCCCCCUGGCCCUACAACGACGACGGGUUCAACCAGUACCACGCCUCCGCGUCACAGUACUACAUGGAGCAGCGCGACCGCAAGCACGCCGCCACCAUGUUCCCCUACUAUCCAGACACCCAGUUUCAGCAGUACUGGCCCCCCAACUACCGCGCCGACCAAACCACCUCCGCCGCCGCGGUGGCCUACAUGAACGACGCGGAGCGCCACGUGAGCGCCGCUGCCCGCCAGUCCGUCGAGGGCACGUCGACGUCCAGCUACGAGCCGCCCACCUACUCCUCGCCCGGCGGCCUGCGCGGCUACCCCAGCGAGAACUACUCCAGCUCAGGAGCCUCUGGUGGAUUGUCGGUGGGAGCAGUGGGUCCUUGCACGCCAAAUCCUGGACUGCACGAGUGGACCGGCCAGGUGUCCGUCCGGAAAAAGCGGAAGCCGUACUCCAAGUUCCAGACUCUGGAGCUGGAGAAGGAGUUCCUCUUCAAUGCGUAUGUUUCUAAGCAGAAACGCUGGGAAUUGGCCAGGAAUUUGCAGCUGACUGAGAGACAGGUCAAGAUAUGGUUCCAGAAUCGCCGCAUGAAGAACAAGAAGAACUCGCAGCGGCAGGCCAAUCAGCAGAACAACAACAACAACUCGAGCAGCAACCACAACCACUCGCAGGCGACCCAGCAGCACCACAGCAGCCACCACUUGAGCCUCGGCCUGAACAUGGGUCACCAUGCCACCAAGAUGCACCAGUGACCCUUGGACAACAGCAGCGCGGGCGCCAUGGGCUUUGCCACCUACUAGCAGUUAGCCAAUCCGAGUGCGGGCCACCCGAAUCCCCACUCGAAUCCCCACUCGAAUCCCCACUCAAAUCCACACUCGAAUCCACACUCGAAUCAUCCCCUUUCCGAUCCGGAUCAGCAGCACCAGAUCAAGAACGAGCUGGCUUUGGACUUUCCCUGUUAGCCCAGUUAACCCAACCAGUAGAGAGACUCCAGCCAGGCCGAGUUAAGAUCGGUUGAAUGUACAAAAGAACCCAGAGAUCUCUACGAUGGGGAACCAGGAGGAUGGUUUGGGGAGGAAGGAGUGAUUUGCCAGGAGGAGGAUGAGAAGGAGUAGGAGGAUCUGCCCCAAAAAAGUGCGCAGGCGUCGCUGAUGAAGGAAACGCAGUUAAUUAUUAAGUCAGUUCUGCGGAUCGCAGAGAUCCGAUCCGAACAACCCAACACGAUAAUGCAGCUUAGUUCGGUAGUUGAAUAUAGAUACGAGUAAGAUGAACAAGCAGCAGCAGCUGCAGUUUGCAACUGUACGAAAAUAUAUGUAUGUACGUAUUUCUCUCAAACAAAAACAAAAGCUACCCAUUUAGCCUAGGCGAGCACUAUGAAUUUUCCGAACUAUAAAUUAUGAAUAUGAAUAUACUUAAACGUCAGUGAAUAUAACCCCGCAUAAAUUAUGAAUACACGCGUUCGAGUAGUAGAUUUUACCACAUAACUAUCCAUGUAAGGCGAGUUAGGCAGAGCAGAGCAGAGCACAUUUGUAGACCCAGCUAAAUGUUCUUGAAACAAAACAAAUUGUUUAACAAUUUUCGGACCCCUCACAAUCCCCUCGAAAGCAAAAAACAAAAAGAAGCACACACACUCCGCAGUCUAGGAUAAAUUUUGUCGUGUAUGUUCGUCGUGUCGUGUCCUUUGAUACCUUCUAAGUUCCUGUAUAUAAACUAAGACAGAAGCCAGCACUCGAUAACUAAAUUAGAGCAGAUAUACUAUAUACUGCGUACCAGCAGAGAUAUUCAGUAUGUGUAUGAUAUGAACUCGGAUUCGAUUUUAGCAAAUGAUUACUCGUCUCGAUGAGUGUGUGCAUGUUUACUCCAUAGUUGAAGUCGCUUUCGAAUUAAACUAACUCCAAAACCAAGAAAACAAAAACUUAACAAAACAAAUGAAAACAAAACUACUCGUAAAAGCUAAAGCAACAAAAAACUAAAGAGAAGUACAUUUUACUGAAGUAAGCGUGAGUGUGAGGGGAAAAGUCGAGGAGGAGGAGUAAUUAGCAUACCGUAACAGCUACUUACUUACUAUAUAUAACUUACACAUAGUACAUAUUGUAAUCGUACAUAUGCAUACAUAUAUUUUCAUGUGUAUCGACGCCGCUUGAUCCUGAUAUUAAGUCUAAGUUUAGUUGUGUUGUGUAAUUAUCGAUUUUGUUAAUGUUUUGCCCCGAGCAUUAUAUUAUUAUGCCUAAAACCUAUACCUACACCUAAACCUAAACCUAAACCUAAACCUAAACCUAAACCUACACCUAUGCCUAUCAUUAUAUGUGUAUAAUUAGCCUAUACAUACUUGAUGAAGAAAUGAUUUCACCCACUGCUUUAUUCAUGUUCUUGUAUUAUUAUUAUUUCGAGCCCUCGAUAAGUUGUAGUCUAAAGUCGGUUAUGUUUAUGAUUAUGUUCGAUUAUAGUUUGUUUAGUGAAUUUUAAUCUAGCGUUAGCAAUUCUCUUUUUUAAAAAGUUAAUUAUUGUGAAUAAAAUACAACAAGUUGCAGCAGUGCAAAAAUAUACACACAA
Molecule: messenger RNA, 3440 nt
Organism: Drosophila ficusphila
Lineage: Eukaryota; Metazoa; Arthropoda; Insecta; Diptera; Drosophilidae
Gene: Abd-B
Product: homeobox protein abdominal-B
Exons: 5
Coding region: 74-1639 (521 amino acids)
Biological process (GO): regulation of transcription by RNA polymerase II
Cellular component (GO): nucleus
Molecular function (GO): RNA polymerase II cis-regulatory region sequence-specific DNA binding; DNA-binding transcription factor activity, RNA polymerase II-specific
Source: RefSeq, a predicted model, not a curated record